CGCGUCCUGACGGCAGCCAGUCGUGAUGAUGCUGCUCUGCUGUGUGCUGGUGGCGCUGCUCUGUGCAGCGCGCGGGCAGAAGGACCCAAACGUCGCGUCGGACAGGAGCGCUAUUGUUCAUCUCUUCGAGUGGAAGUUUGACGAUAUAGCGGCAGAAUGUGAGAGGUUCUUGGCCCCCCGAGGCUACGCUGGAGUGCAGGUUUCUCCAGUUAACGAAGUCAUCAUACUAAACGUCACGAGUCGCCCCUGGUAUGACAGGUACCAACCCAUCUCCUACAUAAUCGCCAGUCGUUCUGGGGAUGAGGUGGCCUUCAGGUCCAUGGUUCACAGAUGUAACGACCUCAAUGUCAGGAUCUACGUUGAUGUGGUUAUGAACCACAUGUCCGCUAAUUCAGGCGACGUCACAGGAACAGGCAACAGCAGGGCCUACACGGCUGACUUCGUGUAUCCGGCUGUCCCUUACGGCCCUGGAGACUUUCACAAUCCAACCUGCGCCAUUCAGGGCGAUGACUAUGGAAACAAUGCUACUGCCGUCAGAGACUGUGAACUGGUUGGGCUACAUGAUCUCAAUCAAAGCAAGCCCUACGUCAGAGAGCAGAUCAUAAACUUCUUGAACAAGCUCGUGGACGCAGGAGUAGCUGGCUUUAGAGUGGACGCCGCCAAACACAUGUGGCCAGAGGACCUGCAGUACAUCUACAGCCACGUCAAGAAUCUCAGCACAGUGCAUGGAUUCCCGCCGCAGACAAGGCCUUUUAUCUACCAGGAAGUCAUCGACUAUGGAGGAGAGGCUGUUAAGAGGGGAGAAUAUACUAGUCUUGGGAGGGUUACAGAGUUCAACUAUGGCACUUUCUUGGGGAAAGGAUUUUCCGGAAAUUUCCCUAUCAGCCACUUCUACAAUUUUGGAUCAGAAUGGGGGAUGCUGGAUGACGGCGAUGCUCUCGUGUUUGUGGGUAACUAUGACAACCAGCGCGGCUCUGGUGACGGGGGAGCGAACAUUCUCACCUAUAAACAGGCCAAACUCUAUAAGAUGGCAGUAGCGUUCAUGCUGUCAUGGCCUUAUGGAUACCCACGCGUCAUGUCCAGCUACUAUUUCGACAACCACGACCAAGGACCCCCACAGGACUCGAAUCAGAACACUGUGUCUCCAACAAUAAAUCGGGACGGAACGUGUGGCAACGGCUGGGUCUGCGAACAUCGGUGGAGGCAGAUCUACAAUAUGGUGGGCUUCAGAAACCUGGUAAAAGGAACAUCAGUGACGAACUGGUGGGAUAAUGGAAGCCAGCAGAUCGCUUACACCAGAGGUAACCUCGGUUUCAUCGCAUUCAAUGACCAAUACAACACUGACCUCAGCCAGACGAUACAGACAAGUCUACCCGGCGGGGCCUACUGUGACAUCAUCUCGGGGGAGAAGCAGGGUAGCGUCUGUACCGGCAAGACCGUUACCGUCGAGCCAGACGGGACGGCGUUCAUCCAGCUCCAGGAUUCUGAAGACGACAGCGUCCUAGCAAUUACCGUCGAGUCGAAGCUGUGAAACCUGAAACUGGUGUUCAGACUACAGGAUGUUUUAGAAGACAUCACUGACCUGAAAAAAGUAAUGUAGUAUUGUUCCAAUAAAGCGUAUUCGUUUGGGCAACACCAAUACGCAGAAACAGAA
This is a messenger RNA of Cryptotermes secundus, 1654 nucleotides long. Its product is annotated as alpha-amylase 1. Lineage: Eukaryota; Metazoa; Arthropoda; Insecta; Blattodea; Kalotermitidae. The record is from RefSeq and is a predicted model, not a curated record. The transcript has 11 exons. Gene Ontology annotation, molecular function: alpha-amylase activity; cation binding. Gene Ontology annotation, biological process: carbohydrate metabolic process. The coding region runs from base 26 to 1531 and encodes 501 amino acids.